Molecule: messenger RNA, 1369 nt
Organism: Canis lupus familiaris (dog)
Lineage: Eukaryota; Metazoa; Chordata; Mammalia; Carnivora; Canidae
Gene: POLR1F
Product: RNA polymerase I subunit F
Exons: 4
Coding region: 51-1076 (341 amino acids)
Biological process (GO): DNA-templated transcription; DNA-templated transcription initiation
Cellular component (GO): RNA polymerase I complex
Source: RefSeq, a predicted model, not a curated record
GGCGGCGCGUGCGUCAGCCGUGGGCGCCGCGGGAAAGCUGGCCGAAGCGCAUGGCUGCGGGUUGCUGCGAGUCUCCGCCGCCUAAGGCGGCCUCUGAGGGGCCGGCCGGCGUGUUGCCUUGCCUAGAGCUUCCGACCUACGCGGCGGCUUGUGCGCUGGUGAGUAGCCGUUACUCCUGCCUGGUGGCGGGGCCGCACCGAAGACACAUCGCGCUUUCGCCGCGCUACCUUCACCGGAAACGCACGGGUAUCCGGGAACAGCUGGACGCGGAGCUGCUGCGCUAUUCCGAAAGCCUUUCAGGUGUCCCCAUUGCAUAUGAUAACAUCAAAGUAGUGGGUGAACUGGGAGAUAUUUAUGAUGAUCAAGGACACAUUCAUCUUAACAUCGAAGCAGAUUUUGUUAUUUUCUGUCCUGAACCAGGGAAAAAGCUUAUGGGUAUAGUUAAUAAAGUGUCAUCCAGCCACAUUGGCUGUUUAGUACAUGGGUGUUUCAAUGCCUCCAUUCCUAAACCUGAGCAGAUGUCUACUGAGCAGUGGCAGAUCCUGGAGAUAAAUGUAGGUGAUGAACUAGAAUUUGAAGUAUUUCGUUUGGACUCAGAUGCUGCUGGAGUAUUCUGCAUUCGGGGAAAGUUGAAUAUCACUAGUUUACAAACCAAGUGCUCUGCAGUUCCUGAAGAAAUAACAGUAACUAGCACUGAAGAAAUUAUUGAAAAACCUCUCAAGAAAAAAAAGAAGAAGAAAGACCCAGAGUCCUAUGAAGUGGAGAGUGAUAACAGAGAGCUAGCUGAUGUUACAGAUGCCACAAUGAAGAAAGAGACAGACCCGCAGAUUGAUAAUAUGAAUGGCCUAUGGAAGGAUGAGCCGAAGAAGAAGAAGAAGAAGAAGCAGCAGCAGCAGCAGCAGCAGCAGCAGCAGCAGCAGCAGCAAGAUCAGGACCAGGAUCCUGUUUUCCAAGGCAGUGACUCCAGUGGUUACCAGAGUGACCAUAAAAAGAAAAAAAAGAAAAGAAAAUACAGUGAGGAAGCUGAAUUUACCCCACUUUUGGAACAUUCACCUAAAAAGAAAAGGGGAAAGUAAUUUUCUUUAGUGUAUUUUAAAUAUUGUUUUUUAAAAAUUAAGAUACAACAGAUGAAUAAAUGUCAAAAUGGUAGGAGAUGUUUGUGUAUUCCAGUAGUCUACAAAACAGGAAAGAUUUGAUUAGAAGUUUUUGGUGCUUAAAUUAUUAAAGUGACGAUUACUAUGGGAAAUACCAAUAUUAUUAAACUGCCAUUUUAUUGUAUACAAAAUAAAAAAGAGCUGCUCUCUCGAGUCUUGCAUUUUUCCCAUUUUUACAUUCUAAAUAAAAUUCUAUACUCUGAAGACUGGCAAAA